AUGUCGACUGCGAGCAUUGCAGAGGCCAACCAGCCCUUUCCCGCUCAUCCGUUCUCCAAGAAUCCUCUUCGUACUCGAGACGAUGUUGUAGCAGCAUGUGCAUCAUUUUUGGAUCCAUUGGAGGCAGGCUUCUCGCCUGGUCGUGCUCUUGUCAGAGUAGGCGGAACGGGGACACGAUUCGACGAAACCGCCGCCCAAAUCGAAGGCUUCGCCCGCCCACUCUGGGGACUCGCACCCCUCCUGGCCGGCGACAGCGCCUACAAAAACACCAACCUCUUCGUCCAAGGCCUCAUCUCCGGCACCGACCCCAAUGGCUCCGAAUUCUGGGGCAACAUGUCCGACCUGGACCAGCGCAUGGUGGAGUCUUGCCCGAUCGGCUUUACUCUCGCAGUGGCUGGCAAGGACUUCUGGGACCCGCUCACUCCGCAGCAGAAGGAUAAUGUAGCCGCCUGGAUUGGGAGCAUGAACGACAAGGAGAUGCCUAAUACGAAUUGGCUCUGGUUUCGUGUGUUUGCUAAUCUGGGGCUCAAAGCUAACAACGCGCCGUACUCUCACGAGCGGAUUGAGAAGGAUAUGGACCACCUUGACACUUUCCAUCGUGGCGAUGGAUGGUCCAAUGACGGACCUGAGGGGUACACGCAGAUGGACUACUACUCCGGCUCCUUCGCAAUCCAGUAUCUCCAACUUCUCUACGCCCGUCUGGCCGAGUCCUUCGACCCCAAGCGCUGCGAAGAAUACAAACGCCGCGCAAAGUCCUACGCACUAGACUUCAUCCACUAUCAAGACUCCAACGGCCACUCGAUCCCCUUCGGCCGAAGCCUCACAUACCGCUUCGCCACCAUAGCCUUCUGGAGCGCCUUCGCCUACGCCUCCGUCGAGCCUCCCGCACCGCUCACCUGGGGCAUCGUUAAGGGGCUCUUCGUCCGCAACCUCCGCUGGUGGAGCAAGCAGCACCACAUUUUCCAACCAAACGGGAUGCUGAAUAUAGGCUACACGUACCCCAACUACUAUCUAGCCGAGAACUACAACUCCCCCGGCUCGCCUUACUGGUGCAUGCUGUCCUUCGCCUGCCUCGCGUUACCAGCCGACCACCCCUUCUGGACAGCGACCGAAGAACCGCAUCCAUUCACCCUCAAGUCGUCCCCACUGCCAGACAUCAAGUACCUCAAGCACCCAAAGCACAUCAUGGUCCACAAGAACAGCCAUACCUACUUAUUGUCAUCCGGCCAAAGCUGCCACUACCCACUCAAAGCCACGCAAUCCAAAUACGGACACUUCGCCUACAGCGCCUCGUUCGGGUACUCCGUGCCCACCGGCUCCUAUACCCUAGAGCAAUUCGUCCCGGAGUCCGCGCUGGCUUUCAGUGAUGAUGGAGGUGAGAUCUGGAAGCUGAGGCGGGAAGUCGAGGAUGCCCAGUUCUUCGAACGGGACGGGGUGCAGGGGUUGUACAGCGUGAUGAGGCCGUGGAAAGACGUGGAGGUUAGGACGUGGUUGGUGCCGCCCGUGGAGGGGUGGGGGAGUUGGCAUGUUAGGCUGCAUCGGGUUGUGGCGGGACGGGAUGUGCAGACGGCGGAGGGAGGGUUUGCUAUACUGGGGACGAGGAAGAAGGAUGGGAGGAUGUUAGGGCAGUUUGAGGAGGAGACGAAGGAGGGGACGAUGGUGGGAGAGGAUGGGGCGGUGGUGGUUAGUAAGGCCGGGGCGUCUGGGGUGGCGGAUCUGGCGCCGAGAGAUGUGAAUGGAGGCAGGAAGGGUGGCAUUUGCAAUGUUGAUGCUAAUAGCAAUUUGAUGGAGCCGAGGACGCUGUUGCCGACGACGUAUGCGGAUUUGAAGGCUGGGUCGACGACGUGGUUUGUCACUGCUGUAUUUGCGGUGCCGGCAGAGCGAGAGGGCUGGGAGAGCUGCUGGAGAGAGGAGUGGGAGAACAGGCCGAAGUUGGAGAAGUGGACGCAGGAUCUGAUGGAUGCGCAGUAG
Molecule: messenger RNA, 1971 nt
Organism: Saxophila tyrrhenica
Lineage: Eukaryota; Fungi; Ascomycota; Dothideomycetes; Mycosphaerellales; Extremaceae
Exons: 2
Coding region: 1-1971 (656 amino acids)
Source: RefSeq, a predicted model, not a curated record